Molecule: messenger RNA, 3007 nt
Organism: Paramormyrops kingsleyae
Lineage: Eukaryota; Metazoa; Chordata; Actinopteri; Osteoglossiformes; Mormyridae
Source: RefSeq, a predicted model, not a curated record
CUGUGUAGCAAAUGUGACUGGCUAAUGUCAUGUAUGUCCUGCAAACCUUCAAUUACUGUUUGAAUAACAGAUGCUGGGAGAAUCAACUUUGCCUGAAGCUGUAAGUAAAAAAGUGCCAUAUUCUUCAAAAACAGAGAUUCGUCUACACUUUCUGGUAACAAGCCUAUAUCUGAGUGCUCACCACCAUCUCCAGUGCAAGUGUCAGAAUGUUCAUCCACAUCACUUGGAGAUGUGCACAACUGCCCUGAAACAUCUGACUCAAUAAUAUUAUGGCCCAGUCUUUCCACUGAACACUUUCAAUGGUUUCUUGAUAAAUGAGAGGUAAAUGUUGAAACAACAGAAAAACUUUUGUUGCAUCUAAAUGGUCAAGGGACUGUAACAACUUCCUUGAUAUGACACUUAAAGUGAGAAAAUAAAAUUUUUAAAUCACUACAUCUAACUUCACAGAAAUCAAUGUGACAAAUAAAAGCAGAAACAUAAAGUUCUACUCCAAUUUGGUCUGUAGAAGAUGCAGCCUUUCGUUUAUGGUCCCUGUAUAUAUGUGACUUAAAUGCAAACUUUCUAAAGGAUCUAGAGCAAUCUGGAAUACCACACUUAAAAUUACAAUUAGGGACAUGGCUGUGGAUUUUCAUGUGCUGACAAAACGUUAGUACUGAUUCAAAUGCACGAUCACACAACUGACAAUGCAGCAUUUUUCAGUGGACGCUGUUGCAUCACUCUAUAAGCUUUCACCCACUGGCCAGCAGUUGUAACUGCAACUAAAAUUCCUUUCAACCAAGAUGCUGACCGACUGGCAUAAAAGUUGAUCACAGCAAGAAUAUAUUGCCAGUCCUUCUAUUAUAGAAGACUCUUGCAGGUAAAAUAAAUAUGACAACAUAAAGUAACAUCUGAGAAACAAUAUUAUUCUUUUAUUUUUCAGGUAUUGAUUUCGUUUAAGGAGUAAAUUGGGAUUAACCAUGUGUCCACUAAAUUGGACAUCAUGCAUUGCCAGCUAUAUUUCAGCUACAAGUCAUACUAUUGGUAUAACUUUGUUUUUUUUUUUAUUAUUUUGUUUCUAGUAAGUUUGUAGUGAAAAUCAAAUGUAUCUUGAGGCAUUAACUGAGAAAAAAUUUGGCCAGAUUAGUUGUGUUAUUUGAGUGCCACGUCACGUGCAGGUGAGAGGGGAAGCAGGCGAGUCGAGCCGUGAAUACGGGUAGAAACGGGGUUUAUUUGCAGGGAAACGAACAACACGGCAGACAACGUCAAUGACUGAUCUGGGGAAACAGGCUUGAACACGGACUAAAUACACAAGACAAGCAGAAAAUAACAGGCAACAGAUGAUCACAAUCGGUAAUUAACACGAGGUAAUGAGGGGGGCGUGGCACACAAGAGGAUCAAACGAGCAGAUUAUGACAGAACCCCCCCCCAAAAGUGCGCACUCCGGGCGCGCCUCAGGGGAGGUGACGGAGGAGACGAAACCGGGGACACGGGACCUGAAAAACAAGAGCAAAAACAUCAACAAGAGACUGGGAACAGAACAGACACACAGAACAGGCACAGGGACAGGAAGUAAGACAGGACCUGACAAAGAAUGGGAAACGCCGACAGGCAAACCAGGAAGGGAGACACAGGGGGAACACCGACAGGCGGAACGAAAGGGUCAGGAGUGAACAUGGGAGGCACAGAGGGACGAAGAGCAGAGACAGGAGGGACGACACAAGGAGGCAGGACAAAGGCCGGCGGACAAUGGGGAGCCCGAGGGAACCCAGGCGGGCGAGGGAAGGCAGCCGCAGGGGCCACAGGCGGACGGGAGGCCAGAGCCAGAGGGGACCACACAGGGGACGAGGAGACAGAUGGAGGGACCGACAGAGGAGGCGAGGAGGAAGCAGACAGCUGGACCGGACCGGACCAGACUGGAGCCGCAGGACCCACAGGCAUUCACCAAGUCACAGCCGGGGAGAGCAAGGGGAACUGUGUGGAGGUCUGGCGCGAGAACUUCCAGGGUUUCACUGUCCUGCCUUUGCCGGUUCUUCCUGCUCCGCCUCCACCAACCACCGGCAGCCGAACCGCUGCUCCAGUGCCUCCACCAGGGCUGUGAAGUUUUGCUGCUCAUCGGGGGUCAAGCUGAGGAGAGCCUGGAGUGCCAACGCCAGGUGCACCACCAUCCCCUCAUUGCUCCAGGCAUUGUGCCGUGCUGCCUGGCACACCUGAAGGAGAUAGGUCUCCUGGAGCUCCUUCCCAGCAUAGUGUGGGAACUUGAUGGCUGCCUUGACUCCCCUUCUAUCAGGAUGGCUCAUCUCCCAUUGCUCUUCUUUCUGUCAGUUAUGAUGAUGGAUCAGGAAGGAAUAUUAGAGAUUCAGCCCAGCCAUCAGUUAUGUGAGUGUCAUUCUUUACUUCUGAUUAAGAGAACUUUAAUUCAAUGUCUUACUGUUUCUUUUUGCAUGAUUAGAAUGGAAAUUUCGUCAGCCAAACAUAAUUUUUUGGGGUGAGCAGAAAACAGGAGAGUUUAUAUAGUUGUAUAUCCUUAAAAAUCCUUUUUAUUUGGGAAAUAAUGUUUAUUUUGGUACAGCGGUAAAAAUGAUGAAGUAAAAUGAGAUGGUGCAGGCCAGGUUUGAAUUAUAGUCUAAUAAAUGUAAUAAUGGCCUUUUUAAGGUAUAUUAAGGUAUACACUUAAAAAUAUUGAGGAAAUAGUAAAGUUGUGAAAUACCUUAAAUAUAUCUAAUGAAACCAAAUAUAAGCAAAUGAACUGUACACACAUUAACAUUUUAGACAUUUAUUCUUCUCAUAUAUGGUGAUAUGCAAUAAUGUCAAUAAUACAUAUCCCUAUAAAACCAAUAAGCCAACUCUGCAUAUUAAUAAGGUCUCUUAAACAAUGGUGUAAUGUGCCAAGAAUUACAGAGUCCAUUUAGAAUAUGUCAGUCAACAGAUCCUGUUUUGCAUGAAUGGAAACUUCAACUUGGAUAAUACAGUAAAACUGGUCUAAGUCGCCGGCUUGUAACUCGUCAAUGUGCACAAGUCGACGCUCAAG